Messenger RNA from Oryza sativa Japonica Group (Japanese rice), 598 nucleotides. RefSeq lists its product as uncharacterized. NCBI's taxonomy places the organism in Eukaryota, Viridiplantae, Streptophyta, Magnoliopsida, Poales, Poaceae. The record is from RefSeq and is a predicted model, not a curated record.
AUCCAUGCACACAGCACACGGGAAGCGAGUCACAACUGACACAUGCAUUGCAACAAGUACACACACCCUUACCAUAUGGCAAGGCUGUUCGCCGUGUGCUUCGUUAUCCUCAGUUUCGCCAUGGCCGCGGCGGCAGCGAGGCCGGCAACGUCGUCGACGGCGGACGCUCCAGCGACGAGCGGCGACUGCAGCAGCGACGUGCAGGACCUGAUGGCCAACUGCCAGGACUACGUGAUGUUCCCGGCCGACCCGAAGAUCGACCCGUCGCAGGCUUGCUGCGCGGCGGUCCAGAGGGCAAACAUGCCGUGCGUGUGCAACAAGGUCAUCCCGGAGGUCGAGCAGCUGAUUUGCAUGGACAAGGUUGUGUACGUCGUCGCCUUCUGCAAGAAGCCCUUUCAGCCUGGCUCCAACUGUGGAAGCUACCGUGUUCCUGCUUCCCUCGCUUAAUGCUUAUGUGUCCUGCCAGUUGCAUUAUCACGGAUAACUGAUCAUAUGCCAUUUUAUGGCUUCAGUCAUAAUAUAUUGUUUUACUAAGUUUGUCUACAUGAUAAAGAGAUACACAUGGAUCUCUCCUAAAUAAAGUCAUCAUUGAUGUCCA